Messenger RNA from Colias croceus (clouded yellow), 1041 nucleotides. RefSeq lists its product as uncharacterized. The transcript has 2 exons. The coding region runs from base 1 to 1041 and encodes 346 amino acids. The record is from RefSeq and is a predicted model, not a curated record. Gene Ontology annotation, molecular function: nucleic acid binding; RNA-DNA hybrid ribonuclease activity. NCBI's taxonomy places the organism in Eukaryota, Metazoa, Arthropoda, Insecta, Lepidoptera, Pieridae.
AUGUAUGCAUCAGCAGCGUGGGCACCCACCGUGGAAAAGAUGGGGGUCCAAAAAAGGCUGAACACCGUACAACGGGGGUUCGCCCAAAAGAUCUGCCGAGCAUAUUGGACCGUCUCCCUGAACUCAGCUAUGCUGUUGGCUGGGAUAUUCCCCCUUGACCUCAGAAUACUCGAAGUUUCGAGAUUAUAUGGGAUCAAGAAGGGGGUGUCGCACCCAGCGUUGGGAGACAGGGAGGUGGUAAGAAUGGCUCCGGCGAUUGAGGACCCACAUCCGGCAGAGCAGGAAGGGCUGGGGUUCGGGCUGGUGGACGAGGACUCGUAUUCCGACGUGGCUAACAGCCACGUUCACAGGAUCUACACGGACGGCAGCAAGAUUGAGGGUCGAGUCGGAGCCGCCCUUUCCAUAUGGGAGGGGGAGGCCGAGACGAAGGCCGUCAAGCUUGCUUUGCCGCCGUAUUGCACCGUCUACCAGGCCGAACUUCUAGCGCUCCAAAGAGUAGUAAUUAGAGCCUGCAAGAGUGGAGUGUCGAAGGUCGGCAUCCUCAGCGACUCCAGAUCGGCCCUCCAGGCCGUCACACUCGGUUCCCCCCACCCCCUUGCUGUGCAAACAAGGGCGGCCCUCCGAAAAGCUGCUUCGCAGAGGCGGGAGGUCGCUCGGUUUUGGAUUAAGGCGCACGCAGGACUGAGCGGGAACGAAAGAGUUGACCAAUUAGCCAAAGAGGCCGCUCUGGGGUCGAAGAGGAAACCCGACUAUGAUCUGUGUCCUGUUUCAUUCGUCAAGCGUAUCUUUAGACAGGAUACGAUCGGGGAAUGGGACAGGAGAUACGAUGUGGGGGAGACGGCUGGAGAAUAUGAAAGACAAAUGUUAUGUAGACAACUAGACAGCCUACAGUUACCUCCCCAGCAGCCGCCGCCGCCGCUGCUGCCGCUGGUUGCGCGCGGCCGGCGAGCGGUGAGCCCGGAGCCGGCGACGCGGACGCUCAGUAGCGCCGCAGACCCGCCGCCGACCGCCGCGUGCCGCCCGCUCCGCGACGCGCAAUAA